This is a messenger RNA of Drosophila subobscura, 1161 nucleotides long. Its product is annotated as elongation of very long chain fatty acids protein F. Gene Ontology annotation, biological process: fatty acid elongation, monounsaturated fatty acid; very long-chain fatty acid biosynthetic process; sphingolipid biosynthetic process. The transcript is spliced from 3 exons. Lineage: Eukaryota; Metazoa; Arthropoda; Insecta; Diptera; Drosophilidae. Gene Ontology annotation, molecular function: fatty acid elongase activity. The record is from RefSeq and is a predicted model, not a curated record. Gene Ontology annotation, cellular component: endoplasmic reticulum membrane. Bases 77 to 943 code for a protein of 288 amino acids.
GAAAUUCAGUUCCGAAUGCCUUUCAGUAUCUUCGAACAGUCACCAGGCACCGUUCGGCCGACAAUCAACGAUAGCCAUGACGUUCGGUAUUUUCGAUAUACCUCAAGGAGAUCCGGAACCCAUUCUCCUGGCCGGUUCGCCAUGGCCCAUGAUCAUCAUUCUGGCUGUCUACCUGCUCUUUGUCCUCAAGCUGGGCAGGAUAUAUAUGCGAAACCGAAAGCCGUACGACCUGAAGCGUCUGCUGAUGUUCUACAAUCUCGGCCAGGUGGUCUACAAUGGCAUCUACUUUGGCGUUGUUUUCUACUACCUGUUCAUCGAGGGCAUCUGCAAUCUGCGCUGCAUGGAGAGUUUCCCGCCCGGCCAUAAGCACCGACAGCUGGAGCGGGUGGUGCACACCGCUUACCUUGUCAACAAGGUGGUGGAUCUGCUGGACACCGUGUUCUUUGUGCUGCGCAAGAGCUACAAGCAGGUCAGCUUCCUACACAUCUAUCACCACGUGUUUAUGGCCUUUGGUGGCUAUGUGGUGACCCGCAUCUACGGCACCGGGGGCCACUUCAACUCCGUCGGACUGCUCAACACGUUCGUGCACACGGUCAUGUACUUCUACUACUUCCUGUCCUCGGAGUAUCCCGGCGUGAAGGGCAACAUCUGGUGGAAGAAGUACAUCACCCUGACGCAGAUAGUCCAGUUUGUGCUGCUCUUCAGCUACUCCUUCUACGUGCGCUUCCUCUCCCCCAACUGUGCCGUUCCCAACAGCCUGCUCUAUGUGACCAUGUUCCAGGGCAUCGUCUUUAUGUAUCUCUUUGGCAAAUUCUAUAUCCAGGCGUAUGUGCGACCUCCUCCUGUCCAGUCCCAGCCCCAGUCCCAGUCCGCGUCCCAGUCACAGUCUCAGCCCCAAUCCCAGCCACAGUCCAUGCAGAAGCAGAAGCAGAAGCUGUCGUAAGCAGCGCAAUGUGGACUCGAAUAUACCCUGUUCAUUAUAGCAAUAUAUGCGCAUACCGAUCAGACAUAGACACAGUUCGAUGCGCAUGCAACUAGCAACGACCCCACUUAGUGACGGCCCCAAGCAGGCUUUGAUUUCUGGACUUUCGACACAUUUAGAGGAAUAAAUAAAACUAUGCUAAUGGUAAAUACAAUACCAUAUGCUAUCAUCCCACAAUA